This is a messenger RNA of Synchiropus splendidus (mandarinfish), 2040 nucleotides long. RefSeq names its product prospero homeobox protein 1-like. Gene Ontology annotation, biological process: regulation of transcription by RNA polymerase II. The record is from RefSeq and is a predicted model, not a curated record. Lineage: Eukaryota; Metazoa; Chordata; Actinopteri; Syngnathiformes; Callionymidae. The transcript is spliced from 4 exons. The coding region runs from base 1 to 1176 and encodes 391 amino acids. Gene Ontology annotation, molecular function: RNA polymerase II cis-regulatory region sequence-specific DNA binding; DNA-binding transcription factor activity, RNA polymerase II-specific. Gene Ontology annotation, cellular component: nucleus.
AUGAGUCGAGGGGAGGAUGCUGAGCCGCCGCUCCCACUGGUGUCAGGCGGCAGCAGCAUUGGUUUUAGUCCUGACCUGCAGCAAGGCAUGAGAGUGGAGCCUUGGAAACCGCAAGCUCACAGAGGUCACCAGGCAAAGCGCGCCAGAGUGGAGAGCAUUGUCAAGGUGAUGAGCCGAUCCGAUGUGUCAGUGAAGCUGCAGGAGGAAUCGAGCACGACAAGAGAAGAAGAGAUGAGAGCGACGUGGUCCAGAGAACACAGGCGGGCAGAGGAGGUGUUAGAGGGGAGCUGGAACAGCCGGCACCAGGGAUGGAAGAAGACCAAGCUGAUGAACUACUUUCAGUCCAGACCUGAAAACAUGCAGGUGUUGGCAGAUGCUCUGAAGGUGGAACUGUCCAGAGCGGUCAGCAGGAGCGUCGACUCGGUCUUCAGGAGCAUGCAGCAGAACGUAGGAGGAGGUCCACUCCCCUCCACACGGAGCGCUCGGACUGAAGCCCAGCCUCUCACCAUGAGCCAGAUGGCGACUGAUCAUCCUCAGUCCAACGACACGGCGCAUCCAACCUUUCCAGGGUCUCCACACGACGCUUCCAAAGUCAGACUGAAGGUCAACUCCAGACCGGUUCAGGGGCCAGCGACGGAGCAGAUGAUUUGGGAGACCCUCUGCCAUCCACAAGUGGAGUCCAACAGCCUGCUGAGGAGUCACUUGUAUCUGCUGAACGAGGGUUUGACCACGAAGCAUCUAAAGAAAGCAAAGCUCAUGUUCUUCUUCACUCGGUACCCGAGCUCCCUGGUGCUGAGGAUGUGUUUCCAUGACGUGCAGUUCACGCGCUGCAUCAGCUCCCAGCUCAUCAAGUGGUUCAGUAACUUCCGGGAGUUCUUCUACAUCCAGAUGGAGAAGUUCGCCCGGCACGCCGUCGUGGCGGGGCGGUCCGAUGGGUGCGCUCUGACUGUGGGGCGAGAAUCGGAGCUUUUCAGAACGCUCAACGUGCACUACAACAAGGCAAACGACUUUCAGGUCCCAGAUCAGUUCCUGGAGGUAGCGGAGAUUACACUGCGAGAGUUCUACGUGGCUAUUUCCAUGGGAAAGGACGGCGAUCCCUCAUGGAAAAAGGCGAUCUACAAAGUGAUCUGCAAACUGGACUGUGAGGUUCCAGCCGAGUUUCGGAGUCAUGGAUGAGACGCGUGCGUCAGGUGCCACAGCUUCAACGUCACAUUGUGGACUUACUUGUUUAGUCACAAACAUGCGAUCAAAUGUCUUCAUCUAAAGAAGAACAGUUCAUCAUUCACGCAGUCUUGGAGUGACACUCUGAUCUUUAGGGGCAAAGUAACCUUGCACAGUCAUGAAUGAGGCCACACACGAGAGGGACAUUUUUAAUAUCCAACAAUUUACAUGUUAAAGGUGAUUUCAUCCAAAGGUGAAACCCAAACCUCCUUUACAUUCAUGAGUAUUGCCUUUAUCUAACACGGCAUUUGCCUGUCUCAAAGCCAUUUCUUUAUUACGGUGAAGUUAAUGCAUUGGAGCCUUGAUCCAUUCUAUGUUCUCCUUGAGCACACAUGGGUGUCACGUCCAGGCACUCCAGUUUCCUCCCACGAUUCAGAAACAUAGAAGGGUAAUGCGAUGACGACGCAUCACGGGCGUCCAAAGUUUGGCCUGGGGGCCAUUUGUAUCCCUGGAUGAGACUUCAUGUGGUCCUCGGUCAUCAAAUGUUUUGUGCCACACCAGAACUACAUCAAAUACUUCAAAUCGCAACGUGAGCUUCAUCUCGUGAGUCGCCGGAAAGUUCCUAAAGAUUGUGCUUCGAAACGCGACACUAAUUUCACACUACAAACUUUUACCUGCCAGUGGAAGAGAGGAGUUGUCCCACUUGUGCAGGUCAAUGAAGACACCAGCACUUUGUUUCAAACCUUCAUGUUCUGGUCGGUGAGUAAAUCUAUUCAAGCUCUGAAUUUCGUACUGACGUUGAAAUACUGCCACAAAUGGUGACGCACAUACGAUGAAGGUGAAUCAUGUAAUAAGGUAUGUAUUCUCAUGAGAACACAA